AAACAGAAAAGAAAAAAGCUGGCAAUCGAAGAGAAGCAAAGAAACGAAACGAACGCGUCGCGACGCGACGAAGUUAUUUUGACGCAAAAAUAGUGGGGCAUCGCUCUAUUUCGGUCCGUUGAGCCAGGGCCGAUCAGUCUGCGGCCUGGCUUCCCAACCAGGAGGCCGUGGAUCCGCAUUUUCCAAUCGUCUAUUCCGCGCUACGAAAGAUUCGUCGUAUCUGAAUGAGAUAAGACAAAGAGUAGAUAGACAAAUUGAGUACUUGGAAUCGAAAGUCGAGAAAACAGAGCGGAUUUAGGGAGAGAGGAAAAAGAAAAAUUAAUCGUUCGGAAGAACCUCGAAGAAGAAUCUUGGUGAUGCAGUAAUACAAAAAGAAAUCAAAAAUAAGUAAAUAAUAAGAUAAAAGAAAGACACAGAAGAAAUAAAAGAAUAAAAAGAAGAAAAGGAUAGAGAGAGAGAGAGAGAGAGAGAGAGAGAGAGAAGUAAAAAAAGAAAAGAAAGAAAGUUAUUCACGUUGUGAAGCUCUAUACCUGUGAAGCUUGAUUUUGAGAACUUUGCAAAGAGAAGGGGAAAAAAAAUGUUUUGGUCCGAGCCCGACGAGGAGGAGGAGGCGCUUCUUUGCAGCCCGGCUUUAAUGGCCAGGAGAGCGUCCGAGUCCUGGAUCGUCGCGCCCCCUGUCGAGGCGAUGCCGGUCGCAGCAAUGACCCUUCAACGAAAAAAGUCACUGCCGGAUGUGGCCCAAGGUAUUCAAUUAACAGCAACAACACCAUUAUCGAGGGAAGAAGUUAGUGUUCUAAGUAGUAUGAGGAGAGAAGAAAUCCGUAGGCAGAUCGACGAGAGCGAAAGGCUCAGGGCCAAUCCUCUUCUCUACCUGGUCAGUCCUCAGGUCAAAGACUGGUUCUCCCGGCAACAGCUGGUAAUGCUGGUGCUCUUCAUCAACAUAUCCUUAGCCCUGAUGUUCUUCAAGUUGCUGACGUAGCAGCCAGCCAAUGAUCGGGUUCACGGACUCGUGGUAGACGUGACCUGAGACCUCAGGGUGUCUCGAGACGCCCUGGGUCGUCAAACGUGGCAUAAAUUUCUCGAGAGAAAGGAAAUAUCAAGAAAGGAUGGUAAGGUAUGAUGCCACACACCUGACCGUUGAAAACGGCUUUUUCGAACGACCGAGAAAGAGAAACGGAAAGACAGAAGCGAGAGAGGGAGAGAGAGAGAAGAAGAGAAAGGGAACGAGGAAGGAGAAUCCCAUAUUCGUGUCCUUGAAGAGGAACGGUUUUGUGAAAAAGUUCCAUUGUGGGACCUGCUUCAAACGGCGAAAGGAAGGAAAAACACACAAAAAAAAGAAAUAUAAGCAACAAAUUAAUGGAUGAUUUUGCGUUAUAUAAGAUUGUCGUCUAGAUGGUUUCAAACAAAAAAAAAAUAUGAAAAAAGAGAAAAAACAAUUUUACAGAAACGAAGAUAAAUAACGAUAAGAGAAACAAUUUCGGGAUUAUUAUUUUUAAACCCGAUGGAAAUUUUGAAGACGAGGUCCAGAUUUCAA
Molecule: messenger RNA, 1534 nt
Organism: Vespa velutina
Lineage: Eukaryota; Metazoa; Arthropoda; Insecta; Hymenoptera; Vespidae
Exons: 3
Coding region: 578-979 (133 amino acids)
Source: RefSeq, a predicted model, not a curated record